Messenger RNA from Leguminivora glycinivorella, 1681 nucleotides. Its product is annotated as dynactin subunit 6-like. The coding region runs from base 41 to 619 and encodes 192 amino acids. The record is from RefSeq and is a predicted model, not a curated record. Gene Ontology annotation, molecular function: dynein complex binding. Lineage: Eukaryota; Metazoa; Arthropoda; Insecta; Lepidoptera; Tortricidae. Gene Ontology annotation, cellular component: dynactin complex. The transcript is spliced from 4 exons. Gene Ontology annotation, biological process: mitotic spindle organization.
UUUAAAGUAUAUAAAUACUUUCAAUAUUACACUUAUUAAUAUGUCCAAUAACGUUAAGAUACUCCCUGGAGCCACGGUAUGCGAGGACUGCACACUGGAGGGUGACAUCACCAUCGGCGGAGGUACCGUCAUCCACCCGAGAGUCACCAUCAUUGCUGAAGGCGGCCCCAUUAUAAUAGCUGAAUACUGUAUCAUUGAGGAGUAUACCACCAUCAUACACAAAAAAAGCGACAAUCAAGAGGAUCCACCAAAACCUCUCUUCAUCGGCGCCCACAACGCUUUUGAAGUUGGCUGCAAACUGGAGUCCUAUUGUGGGCAUGUUGGCGAGAGCAAUGUGUUUGAAUGCAAGUCCUUUGUGGGAGUGGACGUUAAAGUUGGCAGCGGUUGUGUCAUAGGAGCAGCAUGUCAACUGACAGCACCACAAACACUAGCAGACAAUACAGUGAUCUGGGGCUCCGAGCACCACAUCAGAGAAGCACUAGAAAAGCAGCCGUCUCAACUAUUACAACUAGACUUCCUAGGGAAAGUGAUGCCGAACUACCACAGGCUGAGGAAACCUAACAUUCAUAAGCGGGCACCGUCUUCUAGGCAAUCACAGGAGACUUCGCCUAAACUAUAAUGUAUGGUAAACUAAUUACUACUUAUAAAUAAAUAUACGACAUUCUUACACAGAUUGACUGAGUCCCACAUUAAGCUCAAGAUGGCUCGUAUAUAAUAUACAAAUACUUAUAUACAUUGAAAACAUCCAUGACUCCAAAUAUAUGUGCUCAACACAAAUAAAUGCCCUUACCGGGAUUCGAACCCGGGACCGCGGCGUAGCAGGCAGGGUCACUACGCGCUCAAUUACGGGUUUACAAUUACCAUUUGAAUGCUUUAUGUUGGGUGUAAAACUGAAGGACAUCGACAUAAGGGAAAGAACCAAAGUUAGAGACAUCCUCACACACAUAGACAUGCAAAAAUGGAGGUGGGCCGGCCACACUGUAAGAUGUAAGACCGAAAAAUGGAGCCAAAAAGUCGUCAUGUGGCACCCCAGAGAUGGUUCAAGAGCUCAACGCCCACCACUCAAACGAUGGGAGGACGAAAUUAUAACCACUGUAGGGCCUUUCUGGACUAGACUGGCCAGGCAGAGGAAAUACUGGAAAGAGCUGGAGGAGGCCUAUGCCAACAGGCACACUGAACUACGCGACUUCAUCUAAACAAACAAUCAAAAACACUAGACCACGUUCAGAAGAAAAGGCUAAAUAGAUAGAUAGAUAGAUAGAAACUAACUCCUACUUAUAAAUAAAUAUAGGACAUUCUUACACAGAUUGACUGAGUCCCACAUUAAGCUCAAGAUGGCUCGUAUAUAAUAUACAAAUACUUAUAUACAUUGAAAACAUCCAUGACUCAGGAACAAAUAUUGAAAAAUAUUGAAAAAUGUAUGGGCGAAUGUUCAUUGUUCCAUAUAAAAUUUGAAUUUCACGCCCUUUUGCUGGACCGUCUAUAGUUGUCAAGGCCAUGGCUGUGGGCAUGACUUGUUACGAAGCCCUGUGUUCUUUAGAUGUCCCUGUUCAUUGGUACCGUUAUAGAGUGACCUAUAUGUAAGAAAAGAGUUAAAUUAUGUUUAACAAAAAAUAAUUAAGCUAUAUUUAUAUUUAUAGGUAUAUUUAAUGCUUAAAAAUAUUUAUAAAUUAUCACAAAA